AUGAUUUCUCUCUCUCUCUCUCUCUCUCUAUCAAUUCAACGUGCUCGCCAUCAAACGGCUGGCAUAUAUCCUGUGACUGUUAAUGUCAACGGCAAAGGGCUGACAAAUAAUCUUAUGUUCACCUACCAGCUCUCUCUCUCGGGAAUAAGUCCUAUUACAGGAAGCUUGUUCGGCGGACAACGUUUGACACUAACAGGAAGUGGAUUUGAUGCCAAUCAAACUAAAGUGAUGAUCUGCUCGCAACAAUGCUUAAAUCCAGAUCCAAACAUUCAAUCUGACACAACGUUCAUCUGUAUAACGCCUACUUUGGCCACUAACUGGACAACUCAAAAUUGUGUUGUGAAUGUUUCGGUGGCAGACUUUCAUGCCAUUAGUACCCAAAGCUAUCAAUACAGCACCAACAAAACUGCGCAUAUAACGCGAAUUUACCCAUCGCGAGGAGGAACAAGAGGUGGAACUAAUAUUACAAUAUCUGGAACAGGUUUCAGUUCAAACAAAGAUGACAUCGAAGUAAGCAUUGAUCAAUCAAAAUGCACAGUGUUGAAAGCAGAAUCAACCAAAAUCGUGUGCCAGACAACAGCGCAUCUGAAUUCGAUUACAGCCAAAGUUGAAGUUACAAUUAAAGGCCAAGGACUUGCAAACAACACGUUUGCUGACUUCACGUUCAUCGAUGUUUGGUCAUCUCGAUCUACAUGGGGAAACAAUGAUCCACCUGGAAAGGGAGAGUUUGUGGUCAUUGGUAAAGGACAAAAAGUGCUGCUAGAUACUGACACGCCCAUUUUGAAGAUGUUACUUAUUCAAGGUGGAACACUUGAAUUUGAAGAGAAAGAUAUUGAACUAAAUGCAGAAAACAUCUUGAUCACUGACGGUGGAAGAUUUCAGGUUGGUUCUGAAAAGAAUCCUUUUCAACACAAAGCAGUCAUAACUUUGUAUGGAAAUCUACGUGCUAAGGAGCUGCCUAUCUAUGGAGCUAAAACUUUAGCCGUAAGGGAAGGAAUACUUGAUCUUCACGGCCGGAAAUUGGGGCUCACGUGGACUCAUCUUGCAGUUACAGCAAAUCGUGGCGACAAUUUUAUCUUAUUAAAACAAGCUCUUAAUGUCUCUUAUGUAUAUUUCUUUUCUUUUCUCUUUUUUGUUUUAUAUUUUCUUUUAGAUUUCUUUCUCUUUCCGUUUCUUUUGAUAUCUUUCUUUCUUUUUCGCUUCUGGUCUCGUGGCUUGAAGGUGACUCACGCUGGCCAAGCAUUUCGUCUGGGCAGAUACCCCGUGCAUUUUCACUUAAAUGGUGAUAUGUCACGGUCUUAUGUCAGAGGCUGUGCUAUCCACCACACAUUCAAUCGAGCCAUCAAUAUCCACGGCUCCCAUAGAACCUUGGUUGAGCACAACGUCGUAUACAACAUCAUGGGAGGUGCCAUCUUCCUUGAGGAUGGCAUUGAAACGGAAAAUGUUUUUCAGUACAAUCUUGCAGUGUUUGUGAAACCAAGUACAAGUUUGAGAAACGAUGAUGUUACUCCCGCUUCUUUCUGGGUAACCAACCCUAAUAAUAUCAUCAGACACAACGCCGCGGCGGGUGGAAGCCAUUUUGGCUUCUGGUUUCGAAUGCUCCAACAUCCGGAAGGACCUUCAUCUACAUUCAGCAUUUGUCCGCGUAAUGUUCCAUUAGGGAUCUUUCAAAACAACUCUGCUCAUUCAUUUGGAUGGUUUGGCUUAUGGAUAUUUCCAUCUUUCACUCCUCGAGAAAAUGGCAGGUGUAAUUAUUGGAAGGACAAGCGAGUUGUCUUUGAGAAAAUGACUGCAUGGAAUUGUGAAAAGGGCGCAGAAACUGUCGAUUCAGGUCCACUACAGAUGGACAAUUUUGUAUUGGUCAACAAUGAAUUCGCCGGCUUCGAAGGGCUCAAGUUCAUAAACACGACAAACAAAGCAAUAUUCAGAUGGGAGGAUGAGAUGAUUCUGCAUGAUAAGGACGGAACACUCACAGGAACGGCACAAAGCAAAGUACUGGCUACAACUGGACUUCUUCCUCCGACGUGUAAAAACGCUGAACAUUUCAGCUCUUUAAUGCCAGCAAGUAUAUGCCCGCCAGAUGUCAAAUUUCACAGAUUCGCCUUCAAUAAAAUCUAUCCUUCGAAUUUGAAACACAGAGAUUUAUUGGUCAUCAACAAAUAUGGCAACACUUCAGCUCCAUAUAAAUUCAAAGCUGUCACUCACAAAGAGGGGUGGAUGGUACUGUUGGUCGAUGGCAUAGAUCAUAAAAUAUCUUUUCUAGGUGCAAGCCAAGUCACCAACAUCAGCUAUGACGCUUCAUUUUAUCAAUUUUAUAGUGGCGACUACGUCUUGAUAACACAAAACAAAGAAAGCUUACCUGAUCGAUUUACCAUCGACGGAAAAAAUAACUUCAUUUCGAGAUCACUCAAAAUGCCAACAUACCAGACUGGCGGAACAGGAAACUGGUUUUACAAUUCUUCGGCUAAAACAAUGACAUAUUUAGUGUCUUACAAAGCAAGUCUGUCUCGAAGCAAGAGAAGCGCAUCUCUAACGAGCUCAAAAGAUCGAAGCCUACGCUUCGCAGCAUUUCGCUGUUUCUAUCUGAACUGCGAACCUCCCAAAGAUCCUCGCCUUUCUCCGCCGAAGACCAAGAGGCCCAAAACUUUCUAUCUAUGGUCGAUGAAAGAUACAUGGAGUAAAGUAAACAAACUUCUCAAUUCAAAUACGCAUGCCAGGCUACCAACAGAGAACGAUAAUGUUACUAUUCCCGAAGGAAUGUGGGUUGUAGCCGACACCAGUAUUCCUAAAUUGGAUGCUCUACACGUUUUCAUAGGUGUAUUUGGGGGUCUUGAUUUACAUGGCAACGAGCGCGUUGUACAGUGGACACGUCUUGCAUCUACCCUUAAAGUUGGCGAAAAAAUAGUGAGCCUACAGAAAGUUGUCGACUGGAAAGUGGGUGAAGAGAUCGUAGUAGCUGCCACAAGAUACAAUGCCUGGGAGACAGAAACAUUCCGAAUUUUUUCCAUCUCAGCUGAUCGCAAAAUUCUCACACUGAACACAACAGCUAUUUAUGAACAUACUGUACACAAUGAAAUUAUUUCGGACAAGACAGUCAUUUUGUCAGCUGAAGUUGGUCUUUUAACAAGGAACAUCAAAAUUAUUGGUAGUCCGUAUGAAAAUAUGAAACGAGAGAUGUUUGGUGCCAGGAUCAUUGCAGGCGUUACUCAAACCAGCAUCGAUUCUGUCUAUGUUGGUUAUAUACGUUUAUCCAAUGUAGAAUUUAUGCACACCGGACAAUAUGGCUGGGCAACAAGCAGCGAUCCUCGGUAUUCUCUAGUUUUUCACAAUUUGGGUACAAUUGACCAUGUGCUUCGACCAACAUACGUCAAGAAUUGUACAUUUCAUCGUGGUUUUUCCAGUGCAAUUGGCGUAUACGGUAGCAACAGCAUGAAUAUUGAGAACAAUGUCAUCUACCGAACACUUGGUUCAGCCAUUAUCUCUGAAUCCGACAACAUCAAAGUUCGCAACAACCUUAUCACUUUAGUCGUAUGCCCAGCAGUCUACAUUGUACGUUUCAACUUGACGGGUGGCAUAACCUGGCCGGCUGGUAUCGAAUCGAUCAAAGGAAAAGACUUUGAAAUUAAAGAUAAUGUUGUGGCCGGCUCGGAGAGGUUUGGGUACCAUGUAACUGGAGAGUAUUGCAACAAACCAAGUAAAUGGUUCAAUAACUAUGUUCGUGGGGCUCUUCUCGGUGUAGGGCAGUUUCCAAAGGACAGUGAUAUCCUCAAGAAAGAAUGUGUCCUGUACUCUGGAUUUCAUGUGUUUCGCUGUGUGGAUGCAGGCAUUUAUCAUAACCAAAAUCCAGGUUUUAAUCUGGAAAACAGUGUACUCGGAGAAAAUAGCGUCUCUGUCUGCCCGAUCGUUAUUGGACCAAUGGCUAUAACACAUAAGACUAGUAGUAAGAAAAUAGCAAUCAGAAACACAGUAUUUGUGGGCCUCACGGCGUCAUAUGACUGCAAUAUUGAAAGACUGGAUAAAACCAAUCCCAACAUUCUCUUAAGCAAUCUUGCACGUUCUGGCACGGAUGGCCGGACAAUAGGUUUCAUGUGGCCAACCUUCUUGUCUAAUGGAAACAAUGCACCAGAGAAACCCCUCUUCAAUAUCAUGAGUUACCCGACAAUAUCUGGGUUGAUGAUUGUCGAAAAUGUAACAUUUGCACACUUUAACCAUCAAUGUGGUAAUAAAAUGAAAACUAUAGUCUUGAUGACAGCAGGAUUCAACGAUGAUGGCCAACAUCCAGUGGUAACAAGAAAAAUUAAAAAGACAGAUGUCAAAAGCACCAAUUUGGUCUUCAUUCAAAGGCCUAAUAUCGGGAAGAUUAAUUCUGCUGACUGUGUUGAUAUGGACUGUGAUGGCAUGAAGAAAGCUCUUCUGGUUGACGAGGAUGGAUCAUUUGUUGGUGGCUUAGCUCCUGUCAGUGUAUUCUCUCAGUCAGAAUGGGAAUGGAAUGGAGACAAACGACGAGGAUUAGGCGAUUACAGGAUUCCUAAAGUAAUGUUGACAUCCAUGAAUGGAUCCAGGCUUCCAAUUGAUAAGGUUGCACCACAUAAAGGUAUCAUCCGAAAUUCUAAGUGUAUGUAUGAAUCAUCAUGGCAAGCAUACAAGUGCACUAACAGCAGUUACGCUAUGCUGAUUGUCGAAAGUCUAGAUGAAGAUACGGAGACGCGAAGGUUAUCUCCUGUGGCCAUCCUUGGAAAUGGUUACCUAGAUCUCAUCAACGGACCUCAAGACCACGGCUGGUGUUCAGGAUAUACAUGCCGAAAAAGACUCUCUACUUUUAUGAUUGUAGUUGAACUUGGAAAAAUAUACAAUUUGUAUUUCUCAAGUACUCCACCUCAGAAAUUACGUCUUCAUCUGCUGAACACGUACGCAAAGAUCACUGCAUCAAUUUACUUCAGCAACCCGAACAGACUUGAUGUUUAUGUCGACACCCAAACCUAUGUUCCUCCAAAGGACAAGAAAGACAAAACAUCGUUUGGGAUUUCCAACUUGGGCAAAUACAAACCUUUACCUUCUGAUCCGGAUGGCACAAAUUAUUUUGACCAAGACACAAAGCAGCUCUACGUCACUAUACAAGGCGACCGGCCUGUGGACAUUCGGAUGAUACCUGUAAUUGUUAUCAAAUUUUCUUUAAGUUCUAUAACCGAAAGGAUGUUCUUCGGGAAACAGUUGAUACGUAAUUUAGCGUUGUUUCUCGAAGUCCCGGCAAGCAAGGUCCGCAUUGUGAGUAUAGACAAUGAGAGCAGUUCUUCCGGCAGCCGCAAAAAGAGAUCAACAAACAGUGGUUUAACAGUAACGAUACAGAUUGGAGAGCCUCCAGUUACGAACAUCACAGCAAACGGCACGUCCAAUGUUACUAAUAGUUCUAGCACUUUGUCGACCGGCGAUUUGUCCCGCAUUUCAUCUCAAAUAGUCAACGCCCAGCAACUGAAUACAUUGGGCCAAGCAAUUAAUUAUUCGAUUAGUAAUAUGCUUUUAACUCCUGCAGUUGUUCCAGUCAAUGAUCUGGCGUGGACAGCACAAAACACUGCAACGAGCUUUACAGUCAAGGUUCCAGACAGUCUAAAAAUCAUGGUUAGCCCUGAAGCGUCAUAUGAAGGUGGCUUAUUCAAGAUCGGACCCUGUCUACGUUUUUAUACUAUUUUUGGUGUUCCACUGGAUAUACUUGGCACGCCUUCAGACCCAUGGAAAUUAAGAGCAAAUUUGGUUUAUGGUAGUGGUAGCGACACAAAAGCUCUUCUCCUCGGCAAAACCGAAAUAGAUUUCAAAGAUGGCUGGGCUAACUUUACUACUCUCAGUAUUUCACACAAGGGCACAAACUACGGAUUAGAAUUCAUUGUUGUCUACCCGGUCGCAGCAAAAUUUAACGCUACCGUCUCACCGAGCCUAACUGUACCCAGGAGGCCAUUAACCUUGUCUCUUACACCUAAUCCACUGGGAGUUAUUGCAAAUAAAGACGUAGAUUUGAAAGUUUUUCUCAAAGACAAUGUGACUGGUGUUACGGUGCACGACUCAAGAUGGCGGGGCCAUUCUUGGAUUGCAACUGCCGUCUUAAUUAUGCCAUUUCUUUAUCGAGGACAAGUGGAAAACCUAGGAAAUGAGGCUACCUACGAUUCUACCGACAACUGCAUGGUGUUCAACAAGGUUUCAUUUUCUAAAGCUGGCAUUUAUAUACUGAAAAUUACGAUGAUCUCCACUCCAAAAGAAUAUACCAUUGUUCGAGAAGAGGAAGUACAGGUGUUGUCGAACAUACCAACAGCUAACACUAAUACGAUAACGACUCUUAUCAAAUUAAUGGUCGAUAUCGAUUACCAUAAAAUCGAAAAUGGCAAUGUAAAUUAUUUCCGUGUGCUCAUGAUCAACUAUUUCAUGUAUAAAUUCCCGGAAGUACACUUCAAGAAUGUAGCUGUGUCGAAAUCUGAUAACGGAAAAGUGAACGUACAUAUGGAUAUCUAUGGGCAUGCUGACGCCGUCAUAUCAGCUUCAAAAUCUCUUUGUAAUAUGGCCGAAAAUCAAGAAAGACUCACUUUUCAAUCGGAAGAAGCGUACAUUGUGUUUAGUACCCAAGUGAAUGGUACACGUUACCUGGAGUCGAAUUGCGGAGAUUUGAAGGGCAGAAUUGUUUCAAAGAAUCCGUUUCCCGUGGAAAUCAUUAUUGGCGUGUCUUUUGCGGUGAUAUUUCUCCUUUUUGUAACAAUUAUAUUUCUGGUUUGGCGCUUCCAGGUCGUUCCAAAAGCGAAGAUUGAUGAUUCAAGUCUUUGUCGCCAACCUUCACCAAAAGAACCUACGCGGAUAUGUGAGGAUGAAUUGAGAAAACUGAUGACGUGA
This is a messenger RNA of Acanthosepion pharaonis, 6870 nucleotides long. The record is from the annotation of a GenBank genome assembly. NCBI's taxonomy places the organism in Eukaryota, Metazoa, Mollusca, Cephalopoda, Sepiida, Sepiidae.